Molecule: messenger RNA, 989 nt
Organism: Camelina sativa (false flax)
Lineage: Eukaryota; Viridiplantae; Streptophyta; Magnoliopsida; Brassicales; Brassicaceae
Product: DNA-directed RNA polymerase subunit 7-like protein
Biological process (GO): DNA-templated transcription initiation
Molecular function (GO): single-stranded RNA binding; single-stranded DNA binding
Source: RefSeq, a predicted model, not a curated record
UGGAUCUAUAUUUUUCUCAGUCAAAAAUAGAUAGAAGUGAAGCAAUCUCUGUUUUGUAUGAUAAAAUUCUUGAGGGUGCUUCUCUCUCUGCCCUUACGAUCUCUUGGCUCCUGUCAUCUAUGUGAUAUCAAAUUUUGAUUUCAAGUCUCCUGUGGUUCCUCAGGUGACAGUUGAACCGGAUGUUUUCAGAAGUAGAAAUAUCUCGGGACGUCGCUAUAUGUGCCGACCACUUGAAUGGCCAAUCGCCUCACCAACAGAUUCUAUACAAACUUCUCCAAGAUCUAAUACACGAGAAAGCAUGCAGGGAACACGGAUUCUAUCUCGGCAUCACCUCUCUAAAAAGCAUCGGUGACAAGAAGAACAACAACAUCGACAACGAAGACAAUCAUCAAGCAGGCAUCCUCACAUUCCCGGUCUCCUUCACAUGCCGCACAUUCUUGCCUGCAAGAGGAGAUGUCUUGCAAGGGAUUGUAAAACAAGUAUUGUGGAACGGAGUUUUCAUCAGGUCAGGACCACUUAGAUACGCAUACCUCUCGCUCUUGAAAAUGCCGGAUUACCAUUAUGUCCACUCGCAGUCGGAGAACGAGAAACCGUAUUUUCAAAAAGAUGAUCGCUCCAAGAUCGCUGUUGGAGUUGUUGUGCGGUUCGUGGUGUUGGCUGUGCGGUUUAAGGAGAGACCACACAAAAGAAGAAACGACUAUUAUGUUCUCGCGACUUUGGAAGGCUACAGGAAAGUUGGUCCCAUCUCUCUUACAGGUUCGGAUGAGCCGUACAUGUGAUUUGUUGUAUUACUCCUUAAGUUGAAGUCUUUAGAUACUUUUUGGUUCUAGGAUAAUCUCAGUUUCACUAGGUUGUUUUCUUAUUUGUUCUUUCGUAUAGGUGAAUGAACCCAUCUGUUUCUCAAGAUAAUGUUAUAGUCAAAUGUAUGCUUGUAUUGUAAUACUCAUUGAUUCUACUGUUCGCUAUCAAAUUAAAAGCAGAUAUGAUUA